Microthlaspi erraticum is the source of this 1086-nucleotide messenger RNA. Lineage: Eukaryota; Viridiplantae; Streptophyta; Magnoliopsida; Brassicales; Brassicaceae. The record is from the annotation of a GenBank genome assembly.
AUGGAUAAAUCUUGGAUUAACAAACCUCGUUUGUCUCAAGAGUAUAUCAAUGGGGUUGAAGGAUUCUUAGAAUUUGCAUUUUUCAACACUGAUGCUACAAUGCUAAAAUGUCCUUGUUGUCGAUGUUCUUUAGUUAAGAACAGAUACAGAGAGGAUAUUAGAGGAGAUUUGAUGUAUUAUGGGUUUCUGCCUAGUUAUAAAAACUGGCACUUUCACGGUGAACAGUUAAUAGGAAAUUCUACAUCCGUAGAAUUUCAAGUGAUACCAUCGAACGAAGAAGAAGCUGCAGGUCAGUCAAGUCAUUCUGAUGAAAGAGGAGCGUUUGAAGCAUUACUAGCAGAGGCUAAUGAAGAACUUUACGAGGGAUGCACUUCAUUCUCAAAGUUAUCUUUUAUGCUGAAGCUAUAUCACAUCAAGAGUAUAACCAAGAUUAGUGAUAAGGGUUUAUCAAUGAUAAUUGAUCUACUAAGGGAAGCGUUUCAACAUGCCAAGCUGCCUGCUUCACUUCAUGAUUUAAAGAAGACCAUUCAUAAACUUGGACUAGAUUAUGAGCGUAUUCAUGCUUGUCCAAAUGAUUGUAUGCUGUUUUGGGGAGAAGAUUCAGAGCGAGAAGUGUGCAAGAUUUGUAACAUAUCAAGAUGGAAAGGUAAAAGCACAGAAGCAGAAGGAGAGAACGAGGAAGUGUCGGGAAAGAAAAGAAAGAAGAAAAGACAAGCUGCUAAGGUCUUGCGUUACUUUCCACUAAAGCCACGACUUCAAAGAUUGUAUAUGUCAUCCAAGAGUGCAGAAAAUUCCAGAAAUGUAAGGCUUGGGUUAGCUACUGAUGGAUUCAAUCCUUUUGGGGCUAUGAGUACAAGUUAUAGUAUAUGGCCAGUUCUUUUGUUUCCAUACAAUCUCCCUCCAUGGAUAGCAAUGAAGCAGUCUUCAACAAUAUUGUCAAUGAUUAUUCCAGGAAAACAAAUGCCUGGGAAUGAUAUUGACGUUUACUUGCAGCCUUUGAUCAAAGAACUGAAAGAGUAUGGGAUGAUGGUGUUCAAGCAUUUGAUGCUUCAACAAAGGAGAUGUUCUGUUUGCGUGCAGCUUUGA